AUGUCGCCAACGUGGCGUUUCCUCUACGUCACCAUCAUCAUAUAUACAACGUCCGCACUCGCUCGCUUCAUCGACUAUCCUCUUCCAACCAAUAUCCAGGGCGUUCACGAGUCGAUACCCGCCCCAACCACACGAGGUUUCCAUCUCGAAGCACGAUCGGACGAUGGCGCACCGGAAUACACGAUAACAUACGCAUCUGAUUCAGUCUGUGGCUAUCUCUCUGGUUCAGUACAGAUACCCAUCACUUGCGAGAAUAAGAACAGAUGUCUGUGGGAACUUGAAUCGUUCAAGUUUAUCGCCUGUGAGCUGGAUGGGGAGACAACCGGUAUUGCUCGGACUAAAUGUCUGGCAAGAGAUGAAGCUCUUGACCCAAAUUUAUGCGAUGAUGUAUGCGUGAGUAACACGUAUAAUCUACAAUGUACUAACGAUACAGCACCCUACUGUCGUACUUAUGCCUACCCCCGGGGAGUUCACGAUUAUCGUUGCGCGUCCACGCCUGCUACGAGAGUUUCUAGUGUGGAUUUUACCUACGAUGGACAGAAGUUCCCAGAUCUGGAUGUAUCCACAGUCACGGGUUCAGCAUCGACGACCACUACAAAGGCAGAGCCGGAUGCAAAUGAGAAGGGCCUGUCGGCCGGUGCCAUAGGUGGUAUCGUAGUUGGUGCAAUAUUUGGCAUCAUUUUUGCGGGCGCUGGUAUCUGGUACUAUCGGACACACCCCAGAAGGACCCAGGCUAAUACCGGUCUUUCUGAAUCGCAUCCUCCGGGAGGCAAGACGGGUCAAACUGUUGUGAAUCAGCGACCAGUUCCGGCAGAAGAUGGGAUAGAGGUUGUCGAAGAGAUAUCCACAAGUACAUAA
Fusarium venenatum is the source of this 858-nucleotide messenger RNA. RefSeq lists its product as uncharacterized. NCBI's taxonomy places the organism in Eukaryota, Fungi, Ascomycota, Sordariomycetes, Hypocreales, Nectriaceae. The record is from RefSeq and is a predicted model, not a curated record.